AUGAUGUUGAAGAAGCAAUUUCUCUUGCCCUUCUCACUAGCACUACUACUUUCCCUCUUGUAUUCCACCAACACUCUAGCCCAAUCACCAGUUGUAGCUCCAGUACAAUCUACCACUACCCCACCAGCUGCAGCACCUAAACCAUUGGUUCCAUCAUUACCACAAUCACCAAGUGAUAGCACCCCUGACAAUGCAGCCAUUGACAUUGUGGGAAUUUUGAGGAAAGCCAAGUCAUUCAAUGUUCUAAUUCGUCUAAUGAAAACCACCCAAUUGAUCAACCAACUCAAUGCACAGCUUGUAACUACAAAAUCUGGUGGCUUAACCAUUCUAGCACCAGAUGACAGUGCCUUCUCAGAACUCAAAGCAGGGUUCCUCAACUCUCUUUCUGACGGACAAAAGCUUGAACUCUUACAGUUCCACGUUAUUUCAGAUUAUGUGUCUAGCUCAAACUUUGAUACUCUGACAAACCCUGUGAGAACACUGGCAGGUGCUAAACCAGGAAAGGUGGAACUGAACGUGGUAAGUUAUGGUGGGAGUGUGAACAUAUCAACAGGGGAGGUUAACACUACCAUCAAUGGUAUAAUAUAUUCGGAUAAGCAUCUUGCUAUUUAUAAAGUGGGAAAGGUACUUCUUCCUUCGGAUUUCUUUGCAGUUGCUAAGGCACCAUCAAAAGCACCGUCUUUGGCACCAGAGCCUUCUGCUGAUACUGCAAAGGCACCUAAACCUGAUAAGGAUACUGCAUCAUCCUCUGAUUCAUCACAGGUUAACCCCUCUGAAGUGAACUCUGCCGCUGUGAAGAUUGGUGUGUAUGGAAAAUGGGUGUCACUUGGACUUGCAUUGGUGGCAGCAACGUUUCAAACCUGA
Messenger RNA from Gastrolobium bilobum, 864 nucleotides. RefSeq names its product fasciclin-like arabinogalactan protein 12. NCBI's taxonomy places the organism in Eukaryota, Viridiplantae, Streptophyta, Magnoliopsida, Fabales, Fabaceae. The record is from RefSeq and is a predicted model, not a curated record. The transcript has a single exon. Bases 1 to 864 code for a protein of 287 amino acids.